AGUGAAACAUUAUUGAACCAGUGUGACCGUACGUGUUUGGUGAAUAGAUUGUGUUUAUAUUAUAUUGUAGCAAUAAUAAGUAAAUAUAAAAAAUGUGGGACAACGUACUUAUGUUAAUUGUUGUGGGUGUUUUCUCGUUUCUGUGUUGGAAAAUAACUCAAAAUGAACCAAAUACGAUUAAGUUUUAUUCAAAGUUUUUAUUAUACUAUUUGCACGGCUCUCUAGUAGGUUUUUUUGUUUGGCCUGUCUUUUUAUUCAAUAUGAAAGAUACAAAAAAUGCAAGAAUAGGUGCUGGACUGAUAAAGCCAGUAACAAAAAUUAUUGGAAUAAAAUGGACUUUUCGAAAUGACAAAGUAAUAAGAGAAGACAGAGGAGCGGUUAUAGUGUCUAAUCACCAAUCGUCACUUGAUGUUUUAGGAAUGUUUCAGUUAUGGCAUAUAGCUAAAAAUAUGACAGCUAUAGCAAAAAAGGAAAUAUUUUACGUAUGGCCAUUUGGACUGGCUGCCUACUUAGCUGGAGUUGUAUUUAUUGAUAGAUCGAAGGCUAAAAAUGCGUACGACACUCUAAAAGUUACCUCAGAUGUAAUGGUUAAACAGAAGACCAAAAUUUGGCUAUUCCCGGAAGGAACACGAAAUAAAGAUUAUUCAAACAUGCUGCCUUUUAAAAAAGGAGCAUUCACCAUGGCCGUGGCGGCCCAAGUCCCAAUAAUACCUGCAGUAUUCUCGCCUUACUAUUUUAUUAAUCGAAAGAAACAUAUAUUCAACAAAGGACAUGUUAUAAUACAAUUCCUGGAUCCAGAGCCAACGACAGGUCUAACCGAGGAUGACAUACCAGCUCUCAUUGAAAGAGUUCGCACAAAAAUGAUAGCAGCAUAUAGGGACCUCGAAAAGGAAGUACUUAACGAUUUGCCAGCUGACUAUCCUUACACUACAAAAGGAUAAGGAUAUGAUUUAUAUCAAAAUGCCGAAAAGAUUUAUGAUGGAAUAUAAAUACCAAUGGCUCUUACUAGAGAGUAUAAACUAUAUAUUUUAAAGCAUCGAUAUUUUAAAUGUAUAUAUAUUUUUACUAGGUUCAAUGCUCUCCACGAAAAUCGAAAUAUGACGAAACCCCUAGCCUAAUAUGUAAAUCAUUGUACAUGUAUAAAUUUGAAACAAUACCUAUAGUUUUCGAAUUUUCCAUAUGAAAACAUGAAAUCACAAUAGUGUCUGUAGUUUAUUAUGCUAAGAUUAAUUUGACUAUUCAUUAAGUUUUUCUAUAAUGGUUGCCAAUAAUUUAAUAUUAUAGUAGAAAUGCUAUUCUAACCUGUUUUGUAAAUGAUUUUAUAAUUAAGAUGUUAUUUUUCAUUUUAUAAUUAUAAAUGCAAGAUCAAAUAAAUAUAUUUUUUAAGGAGACUAACUCAUAAUGAAGUAGUAGAUACUUUUACUUAUGCUGUGAUAAUAGGUAGGAGUCUACGGCUCACUUAGUUAUUGCCAGAUUUUUUAAAACAAAACUACAAUAUAUAUUCCUCAUGGACAUAAAUGACAAUAAUUAUAACGUGUGUGGUCUUUCUGUUAGAGCGCAAACUUAACAUCACUAAAGAAUAUAGUUUUUAUAAUAUACGAAACAUAAAAUCUUUAUCUGUAUACUAAUGGGCGUAAACAAAAUUAUUAUAUUUGUAUUAUAAAAAAUAUAACAUUAUAUUUUUAUAAGUUACAUGUUAUAUUUAUGCUAUUUAAGUCAGUCGGUCUAUGGAAAUCUAUGGCGAAAGCUUAUGUUCAGCAGUAGACAGAUAAUGGCUGAGAUAAUGAUAGUUUAUAAUAUUUAUAAUCAAAUUAUAUGCUCACAAUUUAGAUGAAAAUAAUUGCAGUAAAAUAAACUACUUAAUUAUUAACAGAAGUAGUAUUUUAUAAUGUGCGAACGAAAACACGUUUUAAAAAUAUCCUAAGUUUAGGAUUCCAGAACAGUAGCUUUAAAACUAGUUUCAAGUCUCAUAAAUAAUGUAAGCGAAGUUCGUGCAGUUACUAUUAUAAAAGCUUUAAAUUGUUUUUUGUGUAUAUGAAGGUGCCAAAUAAGCGUAUGGUCUAUCUGAUGGAAUCUAAACGGUAACUACAACUAAUAGAUGAAUACAAUACCUAGGGCUACAUUCACACAUUAUUGACUUUUGUAAUACAAAAAUUCAGACCAUAUUUUUUAUAUUCUUAAUCAAUAUUACAAUAUUAUAAUAUUGUAUAUAUUUUUAAGGUUUAAAAGAAAUGUACAAAAUCAUUAUGUAAAUUUGUACAAAAGUUUUACCAGCUUUCAUUUGAUUGUACCUGUUACUAAACAUAUAAAUUGUUUAAGUAAUACUAAGUUUAUUUUUUGAUAAUUAUAUACCAGUUUUGUAAAAACUUAUUUAUCUAUUAUGAUGUUUUUUUUCUAUCUAUUUUUCAAUUGUGUUCCAACGAACGAAUAACUAAUUAUUCAAAAUCAUUGUCAAUAGGACAGGUUCUUAAAUUAAUUAUAAAUAUUGUCAAAAUACCUAUCACUUACUAACUGGUAUACUAAUGAAAUAUUUAUGUAAAUUUUAUAACCAAAUAAGUAUAAAUUUCACAAGAUGAAAUAAUAGUAUAUUUGUACUACAGAUAUUUAGAAUGGAUGUUAUUGUGAUUGGGAAUAAAUUUAUUUAUUUCUUAAUAAAUAAAAAUCGGUAUGAGUAUCUGUUACAAAAUUAGUAUAAUAUUUAAUUAAAAAAUGUACCCUCCGACCGCGGCGACAGCUUGAUUAGACGAGAUGGAAACUAGCGUUUUUUAGCAAAAUAAAGUAUUGCAAAAUAUUUUAACCACGGCUUAACAUAGGUCUGAACUAGCACGGUUCAAUUAACUAUCUGUAAAUAUCGACUGCCUAAAAUAUAUUGAGGUCAUCUACUCCAUCUUCAGAGGUGGUUUUUCUAUGUACAUUGCAUUCAUCUAUAUGGGACUAUACUAUCUACCUACAAACUAAAAUCUUCCUUCCCAUCAGUUAUCGAUUGCUCAAACUCAUUUGGCCGGCUCGUUGUCAAAUAACAGAAUAUCUCUUUAAUCUAUAAUUAAUAAAAGGUUAUGGGUAUAGAAAUUGAAAUUUUGUAAUGAUCGAUAAUUACUAUAAAUACUCCUUUUUUAUUAAAUACAAGUAACUACAAUUUUAUAUACAAAAAAAAAUCAAAUUACAAAAAAAAAAAAAUAAUAUUGUAAAUAAAAUAAUAAAAAAGCUCAAUUAGACUUAUGAUUGAGACCCAUUAUAACGAAAGUGGUCAGUCAAAUACUAUGUGACACCCACACAUAAUUUUAGUUAAACAAUUUUUCUUAAAAUGUUUUACUUUAUUUAUUCUGCAAGUUUAUUCAUAAUCACAAUUGAGAUUUUUCAUCAAAAAAACAAUUAUCAAGGUAAAUCAAGUUUUAAAUCACAACGACCAACAUGAAGCAACGAUCCUGGUAAUAUUAUACUACCACCACAUUGUUACAGUCUUUGUCGUUUUUCAUCACUGAAAUAACUUGAGUCUACAAAGUUUUGAUUGAAAGUUUGAUAAAUAAUAGAGAUAGCUGGAAUAUAGUAAUACUAAAAAAUGUGGGCAUCAACUGAAUAAAACACAUUCAAAGUCUCUCAUGUUUACAGAGCAAUCUGUCUUUUAAAGUUAUUUGAAAAAAUAUUAACUAAAAUUUCUAAUUUAUCUUUAGGAUUAAGGUAUUCAGUACUGAGCCCCCGAAUUAGCGCUGAUUAAUUUCUUAUAACAUAUAAAGUUAUAAAAAAUAAACAAGAAUUAGUUUGAAAUCAAAUAAUUAGCGUAUAAUUAGUCUAUGUGAUGAUCUAUUAAGAUAUUACUGUAUAUUCUGUUAUGGAAUCAGACUUGCGCGUGCUCGUACCGUCUAAAUAUUUCCACGCUUAUUUGAAGAACUUCGGCGUAGAUAAAUACUUGGCAAGAAGCUGUGGUCGUUUUAUCUGGAUAAUUAUGUACUAAAAGAAUAUCCUUCUGGCAGCACAUUUUAGUUUCAAAUAUAGGGGUUCAAUUCCUGACUACGACGAUGACAUAUAGUGACCAUCAAAGAUGAUUGAAAAAAGAUCAAAGUGCUCCGUAUCAAAGAAUCUGUUAUAACCUACUUAUUACUUCCACGGUUUCAGGUUCUUGAUAUCUUCGCCAGUUAUUUAACCCUACUAUUAAUACCUGAUAAGAAGGUGUUAAAUUCAGUUAUAUUUUUGGGUGCAUGGAUAUUGAUAUUUUUGCUAAUUUGGAACCGAUUUUAUAACUUCCAUUUUUAUAAUUAAAAUUGCUUACUCCCAUAUCAGUCCCAUACAAACUUUUAGUAUAAAAUUCUACUCUUUAUAUUAUCUAUUUUCCGAACAGAUCCCAUAAUUUUGCCAAAAAUGGAGUCGGGUUGUUUAUUCAUCUGAAGUUAAAUAGCUAAUAACAAUAUUAUCUACCUAUCUACUAAAUAAUUAUUCUCUAUCGAUUUAUAGAGGUUGUAUUUCUCAACAUUGAAACAGUAAAGGCAUUCCUUAGUACUUCGCAUUAAAAACGAUAAUGAGAACCGUUUCGUGAGAAUGCAUGGAAUUUCCACUUCACGAGAAGAAAAAUGAAUUCUGCCUUUGAAUAAUUCAUCAAAUUAUUCAUAGUAUAUUUUCUAUUCAUUACAUUACCUUCUAUAUUUGACAUAGUCUGAUUUUCGUUUAAGAGUUAUUUCUUCGCGAUAUCUACUGAGCAAAAUCAUAAUUCUAGUAUCAAAUAAAACAAUAUAGAACAUUUGCUUCAAAAACAUCGGUCAAAACUUACAAAUUUUAGCCUCCUACACUAGAAUCAAGAUUCUUCAAACUAUAUUAACACGAAACGUCCUUUUUUUAAUGUAGUACAGAAGACUUAAAAAUUUUCAUCUUAUGUGUCUUUGCGACAUAUGUUCAAUUUCACUGGUUAAAUGAAUGUUCUACUAAUCUAAAUAAAUCCUUAAGAAUUCUCUUAGAAUAAAGACCAGAGAGAGACUUUGUACAAAAGUCGAAUGCUUGGGUACCUCUGUCCCAUUCGUGAUUCAACCGUGAAGCAGCUGUUUGCAUGGCUGUGUUUCGAUUUGAAGGGUAGGAUAUGGCGUGAAUUUACUGGGUACAGAGGAAUAACACCUGAGUCCUCAGGAAUGGCAACGCAUGGGGGUAUCAUGGGCGAAACAGUAUACUCUGUUAUGUCCAUGGUACUGCUCAUGUCUAUAGGCGACGGUUACCACUUUUCAUCAGGUGGGCCGUCAGCUUGUUUGCCAUUCUAAGUUGUAAAAAAAAAAGUAUCGGUUUUACCUGUAUAUAAUGUAGAGCUUUGCUAGCCAUACUCUUCCUACC
Molecule: messenger RNA, 5310 nt
Organism: Galleria mellonella (greater wax moth)
Lineage: Eukaryota; Metazoa; Arthropoda; Insecta; Lepidoptera; Pyralidae
Product: 1-acyl-sn-glycerol-3-phosphate acyltransferase beta-like
Exons: 5
Coding region: 93-941 (282 amino acids)
Biological process (GO): phosphatidic acid biosynthetic process
Cellular component (GO): membrane; endoplasmic reticulum
Molecular function (GO): 1-acylglycerol-3-phosphate O-acyltransferase activity
Source: RefSeq, a predicted model, not a curated record